Messenger RNA from Theobroma cacao (cacao), 3134 nucleotides. The record is from RefSeq and is a predicted model, not a curated record. NCBI's taxonomy places the organism in Eukaryota, Viridiplantae, Streptophyta, Magnoliopsida, Malvales, Malvaceae.
CAGGGUCCUCUUCUCUUUUACUCUUCCGCUGAGUCUUUGUCUUAAAUCAAAGCUAGAGAAAGAGAGAAGCUUCUUUCUUUUUUUAAGCAGGAAAAACCCGAUUAAGAUCCGAUUAACUGUAAAUCGGGUGAUCGGCUGCAUUGAUUUUGUCCAUUUUCUUUUAAACAAGGGACAGAGAAAAGGGAAGCUUUGGAUCGAAGCAUCGAAGGUUUUUUCCUUUAUUGUCAGUAUAAAUAAUUGAGAAGAGGAGGGGAGAGAGUUGGGAGAUGAACGGAAUGGGGAGACAGGGGCAGAGAUCUGGUUCGACAGGGGUUCAGGUGCACCAUCAGAGACAAUACUCAGAUAACUUCUUGGAAACGACGUCGAAUGGGAGAUGGCUUCAGUCUGCUGGUCUUCAGCAUCUUCACUCUUCUAACAACUCUAUUCCUCCUCUUCAGCUUGGAAAACUGUUAAGAAAGCCGGCUACUCGAAGUCAAAGUUUUUUUUUUGGUAUUUUUUGAAACAAAAAUUAAAGUGAAGUUUUUUAGAUGCCAUUUUAUUGGAGUACAAAUGGGGUUUCGUCUUUAUAGAGAAAUUCUUAAUUUUUUUGUAGAUCUAAAUUAUAAGGUUUUUUUGCCAGAAAAAAAAACUACGAGAAAAAGAGAAAUUUAAUAAUUAAUCUGCUAAAGUUUAAUGCUCUAUUGAUGUUCUAUUACUAAAGAAGAAAAAAAAUGCCAAAAAAAGAACUCAGGAAGAGAAGGUUUACAUUGAAGGGAUUAUGCCUUUUAUGGCGGUGGAGUUGGAGGAGGCGGAGGACAAGGGUCUAGAAUGUAUAGGAAUGUGCAGAGGGGUUUUAAUACGGGGAAUGACUUUUUCACGGAGCCUACAACUCCUCCAGUUAGUUCACGGCCGUCAAGCCAGAGGAAGAAUGGUGGAGACUCCCCCAGUGAGUUCAGUCCUGGUCUUCUAGAUCUGCAUUCUUUUGAUACAGAGCUCCUGCCUGAGAUGCCGGUUCCCAACCUGUACGAUGGUCCUUCUCUCUAUAAUCCUGUUCGAGGCAGAAGCUUUGAUGACUCUGAACCCUAUAUUUCAGACAACAAACAAGCAAGCAGAGCUCGUGGUGUGCCAGAGAAUAGCCUCCUCAAAAGCUUUGCUUCAGACAAAGAGAAGGCCAAUUCAGUUGCAAAGAUCAAAGUUGUGGUGCGCAAGAGACCUCUCAAUAAAAAGGAGUUAGCAAAGAAUGAGGAAGAUAUUAUAGAAACACUUUCCAAUUCCCUAGUAGUCCAUGAGACCAAAUUAAAGGUUGACCUAACAGAAUACAUGGAGAAGCAUGAAUUUGUUUUUGAUGCAGUGCUGAAUGAGGAGGUCUCAAAUGAUGAGGUCUAUCGUGAGACUGUGGAGCCCAUAGUUCCUAUAAUUUUUCAGCGCACGAAAGCAACUUGUUUUGCCUAUGGUCAAACAGGAAGUGGGAAAACCUAUACUAUGAAGCCACUCCCCCUUAAAGCUUCUCGUGAUAUCUUGAGGUUGAUGCACCAUACAUACAGGAACCAAGGAUUUCAGUUGUUUGUGAGCUUCUUUGAGAUAUAUGGAGGAAAAUUAUUUGAUCUCCUCAGUGAUAGGAAAAAACUUUGCAUGCGAGAGGAUGGUAAGCAGCAAGUUUGCAUUGUGGGUCUACAAGAGUACAGAGUAUCAGAUGUAGAAACUAUUAAGGAGCUUAUUGAGAAAGGAAAUGCCACAAGAAGUACCGGUACCACAGGUGCAAAUGAGGAAUCCUCCCGUUCUCAUGCCAUACUUCAGCUUGCUAUUAAGAGAUCUGUUGAUGGCAAUGAAUCAAAGCCUUCCCGUGUUGUUGGCAAGCUCUCCUUUAUUGAUCUUGCUGGAAGUGAACGAGGUGCAGAUACCACGGAUAAUGAUAAGCAGACAAGAAUGGAAGGUGCUGAGAUCAACAAGAGCUUGUUAGCUUUGAAGGAGUGCAUAAGAGCCCUUGACAAUGAUCAGGGUCACAUUCCUUUCAGAGGCAGUAAACUUACAGAGGUUCUAAGGGACUCAUUUAUGGGCAAUUCACGUACUGUUAUGAUAUCUUGCAUUUCACCAAGCUCUGGGUCAUGUGAACACACUUUGAACACCUUAAGAUAUGCUGAUAGGGUGAAGAGCCUUUCAAAAGGGGGAAAUCCUAAGAAGGAUGUAUUAUCUUCAACCUUAAACCUGAAAGAAUCAACUGCUCUGCCCUUAUCUUCGGUUUUACCAACUGCAUCGACCUUUGAGGAUGAUAUUAAUGAUACAUGGCCUGACCAAAAUGAAAGAGAUGAUUUUGAUGCAUCAGAAGAUUCCUAUGAGCCGGAGAAAGCGAUGUGGAAGAAAAAUGUGAAGCCAGAUCAAUACAGUUUCUCUACUUUGGAGGACAAGUUGUGGAAGCCUAACGGUCAGACCAAAUGGAAGGAACCACUCAGAACUGAUUUUAAGCAUUCAAAAUCAGAUGAUGAUUUGAAUGCCCUCCUGCAGGAAGAGGAAGAUCUUGUAAAUGCUCAUAGAAAACAAGUGGAGGAGACUAUGAAUAUUGUCAAAGAGGAGAUGAACCUGCUGGUUGAAGCAGACAAACCUGGAAACCAGCUGGACGAUUAUAUAUCUAGAUUGAAUGCUAUUCUUUCUCAGAAGGCUGCUGGCAUUAUGCAGUUACAAACUCGUUUGGCUCAUUUUCAGAAGCGCUUAAAGGAGCAUAAUGUUUUAGUAUCUUCUUCUGGCUAUUAAUCACUUAUCGCGGUGCAGAAAGAAGUCAAAACUAUUAAUUUGGCUUCUCCCAGAAAUACAUUGCAAGAUUGGCCUAAGCAUGGGUUUGGUGAGGCCUUUCUUUUUGUGAUUUUUAAGGAAGUAUAUUUGAAACUUGGUUUCGCAGCAGUUUGCCGGAUGAUCCACCGGUUAUCCUGUAACCGCCAUUGAUGCAGGGUGAUUAAAACCCUGCCCUCUUUCUUUUCCAUAAUGCUAUUCUUUUUUUUUAUUAUUAUUAUUAUUAUUAUUUUCUUGUUCUUCAACAAGAAAUAGCCAAUAGGCGAAAGGAAGUAAUGGAUUUACAUGCUUUUUGGCAUGCUAUUGUAAAGUUCUGCAGUGAUAUUGUUAUUUGAUUCAUUAUUCAAAUAUGUGUCAGACAAUUUAGUCCA